Auanema sp. JU1783 is the source of this 594-nucleotide messenger RNA. The record is from the annotation of a GenBank genome assembly. NCBI's taxonomy places the organism in Eukaryota, Metazoa, Nematoda, Chromadorea, Rhabditida, Rhabditidae.
AUGGAUUCAAAACGAACUUGGGAUUUGGAUGCAAUAGUGACAUCAAUAAACAACGCAACCACAACAUUGGAUAUACAUGUUAUGGACUAUUUUCCCGCAUUUAUAUACAAAAAACCAUCAGAAUAUUUUCCAGUUAUAGACAAUGCUAUAAGAAAUGCCAUAAUUCGGAAAGUUAAGAUAAGAAUAAUAACAUCUGCUCUACACUAUCCAGAACUUGGCAUAAGAUAUAUGAAGUCAUUGCAAUCAUUGAAUGGAGCCAAAGACUACAAUAUACAAAUAAGAAUUAUUACAAUACCAAGGACACACUUGAAUGGACUGUUGAGCAGAGAGAGAAGAUCUCAUAUAAAAUUUCUUGUCACUGAUAGGACUGUUGUGAUUGGUACAUCAAACUGGUCAGGAGAUUACUUUACUGGUGGCACCACUGGUGAAGCAGUUGUUGUUAAUCAAAAUAAGCAGAAAAAAACCAUUGUGCAUCAGAUGAAGAAAAUAUUCGACCGUGAUUGGAAUGGUCCUUACAGUCAUAAUUUGGAAGAUUAUUAUGAGAACUGUGUUUUAAGAAGAACAGCUAUCUUCUGCGAAGUAGACAAGGACUAG